CUUCAUCCUUCGAGCGAGCAUACAUUUCAUGUAACUUGCCGCAAUAUGUUUUUAGAUACAUGAUUUGGUGCUACAUCAUUUUAUGUUUGACGUUUAUUUUGGUUUUUUUCACCGCAAAGAAAGAGAAACAUAGCCGAGCUGUGCCUCUCGCGGUUUGGCCCUCUCUGGCCUCCGUCCUCCACUCACGUGUUCCGCACUAAGCAUGGCGGUGUCCUCAAGGAGAGCAGGAGGAGUGGUGGGCUCAGUACGGCUGUUGAGAAGUCUACAGCAUCAGGAUGGACGGUUGUUUUCCACGUCAGUGGCACGACACACUGCAGGCUCUGAAGGUCAGCCUCCCAAAUUCGUUCCUCCGUCGAAACCCGUCAUCAUCGACAAAGCAAAGUCUCAGGCAUCACUGCGACAAUUUCUCAGUCCGGAGUUUAUCCCUCCACGUCAGCGCACAAACCCGGUGAAAUUCGCCAUGGAGCGCAAAGACAUGAUACAGAGGCGCAAAAUCCUCAACAUUCCUGAGUUCUACGUUGGCAGUGUUUUGGAGGUCACCAUGUUGGACCCCCAUGCGGCCAGCAAAACGAACCGCUUUGUGGGCAUCUGCAUCCAGCGCUCUGGUAAAGGCCUGGGAGCCACCUUCACCCUCAGAAACAUCGUCGAUGGCCAGGGAGUGGAGAUUUGUUAUGAGUUGUACAGUCCGCGAAUGAAACACAUUGAGGUCCUGAAGCUGGAGAAGAGGCUGGAUGAUAACCUCUUCUACCUGAGAGACGCUCUGCCAGAGUACAGUACCUUCGACUUUGACAUGAAACCUGUCCAUCUUUCCCCCACCCAGGACGUCCCUGUCAACCAGAUCAAGGUCAGGAUGAAACCUCGUCCAUGGUCCAAACGCUGGGAGCGGCCCAAGUUCAACGUCCAAGGGAUCCGCUUUGACCAGUGUCUGACCCCUGAGCAGAUGGAGCAUGCUCAGAAGUGGGCGGAGCCUUGGAGACAGUACGACAUGCUGAAGGAGUAUGAUACGUCCUCCGUGGAGGAGAAGAUCUUGCAGGAGGUCCAGGCUGAGCUUAACAAAUGAGCGACCCGUAUCAGGAGCAUCCCGACUGGGGAGAGACAUUCAUAAUAUUAUGGGCUGUGUUCCAGCACCAGGGUUGGAUACUACAGCUCUCAAACCACCAUCCAGGUCUCCACUCUGGCCCAUUUUCCCUGCUCUGUGAGACACCCCGGGGUCAAGACUUUUAAAUUGAGGUGAAUCACUUUGCACUAAAGGUUUGGAUUAUCCAGUAGAAAUGCCCUCUAACUCUCCUAUUGGAGAAGCUUGAUUUAGGUUUCUUCCCUAACUGAGAAAGAGGGACAGAGGGACAGUGUUGGGGUCGUUGGGGUCGCUGGUGUCUCAAAAUGUAAUGGGAAUACAUUACAUAUUACAUAUUAGCAUGAUAAGCACUGCACAUAUUCACAAUCAGUGUAAAGCAGUCAGCCAAUGCAGGAAGCAUGUGCACACGCAAAUUACAUAGAAGGACAUAGAGAUAUGGAUAAUAGCUGUGAGCAAUAUGACGAUAUUUUAUCAUAAAUUGUGUCACAAUAUGCUUUUCUAAGCAUAUUGUGGACAUUGGCUAACUACAUGCUUCAUUACAGAGUGAGCAUAAUUAGGCUUAAUAGGUUUCAUUGGAAUUCCCUGUAGUUGUAAAUUAAAUAGUAGUAGUAGUGUUUUGUGUUACUGCAGGUUCUGUUUAAUUUGGUCCAGCAUGUCAGAAAAACUUACAUCAACCUUACAGGAAAGGGCAAAAACGCUCUUAAUGUUAAUGUAAAGAGAUUUUAUUACAAAUGGUUUAUUGGCCCAUCUAUCAUGAAAUUUUUACACAAUGUAAAGGAACAGCUUGUGUGUUUAAAUGAUGUAGAAAAAAAAAAAUUGACGAGAGAGAGAGAUUUAAAUGCAUUAUUUUGCUCUAUUAAACCCACAAAGUAAAGUCAUCACAUCGCAGGGUACUGCAACGCAUUACCCCAACACUGUUAAGGAACCCUCACCUGAUCCAGCUAAUGCAGGGGUGGCCAGUCUUAUCCGCAACGGGCCAGUAUGGCUGCAGGUUUUCAUUCCAACAAACCGGAAGCACCAAUGUUCAGCUGAAAUCAGGCGAGUUCCUGCUUCUUCGGACUGAAAACCUGCAGCCACUCGUCCCUUUGCAGAUAAGAUUGGACACCCCUGAACAAGUGAAUUAAGAAGCCUUUCCCACGUUUAAGUGCGUGUGUUAGAGCAGGGAAAAAGAAAUCAAAAUUACAUUAAAAUGUCCAGGGGCACAGCUGGAAACUGGCUAAUGUGGACUCUCAGAGACGGAGCUGUAAACUUAUUGUGUGUGUAAAAAUGCGUGUGUCGCUGAUUGAAGCGGAAAUAGGAAUAAAGUUCAUGUGUAGGCAAAAUUGAA
This is a messenger RNA of Pygocentrus nattereri (red-bellied piranha), 2402 nucleotides long. It is a transcript of the gene mrpl19, whose product is annotated as mitochondrial ribosomal protein L19. Gene Ontology annotation, cellular component: mitochondrial large ribosomal subunit; ribosome. Gene Ontology annotation, biological process: translation. The coding region runs from base 203 to 1060 and encodes 285 amino acids. Gene Ontology annotation, molecular function: structural constituent of ribosome. The record is from RefSeq and is a predicted model, not a curated record. Lineage: Eukaryota; Metazoa; Chordata; Actinopteri; Characiformes; Serrasalmidae. The transcript is spliced from 6 exons.